Juglans regia (Persian walnut) is the source of this 861-nucleotide messenger RNA. Its product is annotated as RNA-binding protein cabeza-like. The transcript is spliced from 4 exons. The record is from RefSeq and is a predicted model, not a curated record. Bases 1 to 861 code for a protein of 286 amino acids. Lineage: Eukaryota; Viridiplantae; Streptophyta; Magnoliopsida; Fagales; Juglandaceae.
AUGGUGGAGAAGGUGGUGAUUGAGGUUGUGGUGGUGGUGGAGGAGGCGGUUGUGGUUACGACAAUGGUGUUGGAGGAGGUUGUGGUGUCGAAGGAGGAGGUUGUGGCGGCGGCAAUGACGGCAGCAAUUGUUGAGAUUAUAUAUAUGAUUGGUUUUGGUGAUCUACGCAAAGAAGGCAUGGGAGACUACGACAUUUAUGUGGGGACAAUUGAAGAAGGCUGGGGAGGAGAAGAUUUUGGAGGUGGAGAUGAGGGGGAGGAGGAGAUUUUGGUAGAGACUGUGGUAGAGGAGAUUUUGGUGGAGGUGGAGUGGGAGGUUGGGAUAGAGGAGAUUUUGGAGGUGGAGGACAUUGAUAUUGGAUUAGUCAAAUGCCAACUAAACAAGAAAUAUGCCUCAAAGAGGAAAGGAGACGCUUUACCUCGCCAGACUAAAAAGGAAGAGGAAGAUGCAUUACCAGAACAGAUGGAUAAUACACCCUUUAUAAUUAUCCCGGCCGUUUUUGGGUCGAUGAUCUUGAUACUUAUGAUUCUGGGUUUCUUGUGUGGAGGACGUGGAGGUUCUGGGAAAACGGGGUCUGGUAAUGGUCCUUUUGGAGGUGGUGGUUUUGUUGGUAGAGGCGGAGGUAGACGCGGACAAGACAAGGGUGGCGGUGAUGAUGGUGGUGAUGAUGAUGAUGGUGCUGGGGCGCUUGAAGCUGGCUGGGGAUCAGGAGGAGAUGUUGGUGGAGGUGGAGGUUGGGGAGGAGGAGGAGGGGAUUUUGGUGGCGGCGGUGGAGCUGGUGGAGGAGGAGGAGGAGGAGUGGGAGAUUUUGGCGGCGGCGGAGGUGGAGGUGGAGGAGGAAUCGGCGGCGGCGGCUGUUGA